Messenger RNA from Trichoderma breve, 1737 nucleotides. RefSeq names its product ankyrin repeats (many copies) domain-containing protein. Gene Ontology annotation, molecular function: protein binding. The transcript has a single exon. Bases 1 to 1737 code for a protein of 578 amino acids. NCBI's taxonomy places the organism in Eukaryota, Fungi, Ascomycota, Sordariomycetes, Hypocreales, Hypocreaceae. The record is from RefSeq and is a predicted model, not a curated record.
AUGUCGACACCACUCAACUUCCACUGGCUUCGUAACCACUUUGAUACAGAAGAUGAGGCGCUGCAUGCAUGCAUCCGUGACGGCAAUCUUCAACGACUUCAGCAGCUACUGGGUGCUUCGCCCGCUCCGGACAUCCAAUAUGAUUCUUAUGGAUUCGGUCCGCCAGUUCAUUUUGCUUCAUGGUGUGGCAAUUUGGAGGCCGUCGAAAUGCUUCUAGCGGCUGGCGCAGAUCCUCUACUUGUGAGCGAAGGCCAGGAUAGGCUCAGAGCCAUCGCAUACGCUGCUGCACGGGGUCACCGAGACAUCGUCAAGCGCCUCUGGGGGUUUUGCCCACCGGAAGUUCAUGUGCGUAGAGGCAGACAGUAUACGUCGUGCUUCAUUAUGGCGGCAAAUCAGGGACAUGCUGCUAUUGUGGAAGAUUUGCUAGACUGGUGGGAUGGUUGGCCACACGAGUUGAAGUAUCAUGCACUUGUUGGCGCUGCAGUGCGAUGGCGCCUUGCGGUAGCUACUUUGCUCUUACGCAGAACAUCAUUUGAGCAGUCCACUCUCCAAGAAGCACUGCGGCUGGCUACAUAUCGCAGAGCCUUGGUGACUGACGAUGACAAAGGACAUCGCGAGGCCAUUGACUACUUGAACCAGCAACUCAUGGUUGAGUUGCUGAUUGAUGCCGGGGCAGAUCCGAAUGAGUGUCCAAACAACACACCGCCGCUUAUAUACGAUGUCGCUUCUGACGCAAACCUCACCGGUGUGCUCAAGUCUCUUCUUGAGAAAGGCGCAGACCCCAACAAAACCGACGGGUCUGGUAAGUCUGCUCUGCAUGUUCUUGCUGAGCCGGUUGCAUUAGCCGGUCCGAUCGGUAUAUUUGGCCGACCGAUGCCUGUAACGAUGAAUGAGACUGCGAUUCGCCUCGUGUUGCAACACAAAGGUUCCGUAUCUCAGCCAGACAAUGCAGGUGAGUGUCCCUUGCACCGGGCUGCUUAUGGACUAGACUUGCGUCUCUUCCGCCUAUACCUGGCAUCCUGUCCAGAGCAAAGCCGAGAGUCUCUGCUUCAGUUAACAAAUCAUCACGGGGAGACGAUGCUGCAUUACGCUGCUGCCGGAUGUCAUAUUGAGGUGAUGGAGGUUCUGAUUGCUCAAGGUUUGGAUGUAAACGCAAUCAAUUCCAACGGCUGGACACCCUUGAUGUGCGCCCUAAUUCCCAUCGACCGUCGAUAUUAUCGGUACAAGUCACCUAUCGAAGCAAUAAAAGCGGCUCAGUUUCUACUCUCUCACGACGCCGAUACUGGUACCGUGACAGAAGAGGGCCUGACCCCGCUACACGUCCUCUCCCUGCAUCGCGAUAAAGACGUCAACGGUAAGAUGGCAGAUUUAACUAGGAAGUUGAUAUCCCGCGGUGUCAACCCGGAAGCUCGCGCUCGUCUGUUGAUCCCAGACAGCAAGACUAUCGCGCCCUGUCUUGGCCUCCCCUGGGGCCACCGUAUAAGGGGCGUCAUGACAGAUCCGUCAACUCACAACAUGGUCAUACAGCCCGCGCUGGCACCGUUGUACUGGGCAGCCCAGCGUGGCGCUGUCGGUGUCAUCAAAGUACUAUUGGCUCAUGGCGUUGAUGUUUCAUCAAUGGACGACCAAGGUAUCUCUGCCACCAGAAUGGCAGCCAACUCAAAGUUUUUGGAACGGCAGCCCGAGCUUGUUGAAACCAUUAUUGGACUAUUGCUGGCUGCUGGCGCUGGAUUCUAA